AUGAACUUAAGGCCACGAUUUUCGAGCGAUUAUAUUUGCAAGGCGGAAAUUGCACCUGAUCCUGAUAUUAGUGGCCUUGGAGUGUUCUCGUCUUUCAUUGUGGUCACCUGGAUUACGAUAUUUGUGGCUGGAGUUCCAGCGAUAUAUGAAGCAGUCGAGAUAUUUCGAUCAGAUCUCGACCUGCAAUCCUUUGGUAUCAUUGCGGCAAAGUUUCAGAAGCUGAUAGGACCUUUGUGUGAUCUCCAAGUAAUCACGGGUAUCGGUAUUAUUAUAGCCAGCUGGUCCCAGAUCCAUACCAUCAACUACUACCAUGAGCAACUGGUGGUGACCUACUGGUGGCUUACGCUCAACUCCUUCUGGGCAGGCCGUGUCAACUACUUGGAUUUCGAUGUGGAGGACGAUGACAUUCGUAUCCUACAACGGACAUGGAAUGACAGCCAGGGUCCUUGCUACCGCUACGAAGACGGAUCAACGCCUGUUCCGUGGAUGAUUGGGCUCUGUCUUUUCUGCAUUGCCUUGUUAUCAGCCACAUUUCGGAAAACCAAGAUAUUCGUCAAGUGGUAUUUGGACAGCCUGGAGAUAGUCAAUCAAAGACUCGAGGAGUGGUACGUCACUUCACAGCAAACGCGGGAAAAGACAAUCUCUCAGUCUUCUGGCCUGCCAGCCGCCGUCCCCCAGUUCGGACAGCUCAAGGCAUACUUCAUGGUGGCUUUGUCUUUGACAUGUAGGGUCCUUUGGUUCAUCGUGGUGCUAUGUCUCGAUGUCUGGUCUUACGGAAACAGUUUUGCGCCAAUGACCUGGUGUUUGAAUGCCUUUUUCAGCUCCUGGGAUACCUUCAUCGCAAUCAGCACAUGGCGCUUAAACCAAACGAAUAUGAAAGGCGAUGAGAGCCAAAUGAGCUUUGGCCAAGUUCUGCCGCUAUGCUUGAUUGGCUCUAUCAUAUUUAGUGCUGUUGAUAUUUUUCGCGAAGAUCCAGAUUGCGAAUAUAUGACGAAACAUGACGCUUCUGAUGUCGGGGAUUGUGUCGUUGAGAAUGUGUGA
This is a messenger RNA of Paecilomyces variotii, 1041 nucleotides long. RefSeq lists its product as hypothetical. NCBI's taxonomy places the organism in Eukaryota, Fungi, Ascomycota, Eurotiomycetes, Eurotiales, Thermoascaceae. Bases 1 to 1041 code for a protein of 346 amino acids. The transcript has 5 exons. The record is from RefSeq and is a predicted model, not a curated record.